Molecule: messenger RNA, 738 nt
Organism: Sclerotinia sclerotiorum 1980 UF-70
Lineage: Eukaryota; Fungi; Ascomycota; Leotiomycetes; Helotiales; Sclerotiniaceae
Exons: 2
Coding region: 1-738 (245 amino acids)
Biological process (GO): mycotoxin biosynthetic process
Source: RefSeq, a predicted model, not a curated record
AUGGAAAACAAAUAUAAACCCGACACAGGUUCACAUCCUCUUCGCUUCGUUUUAUACACGAUCUUUCUAUCCACAGCAAUUAUAUCGACUUUUGUUUUACUAGCACACAAAGAAUUACUUCCAUUCAUCGCCCCAGUACAAAAGCUCGUUGUGUAUCAGAUCUGUCCCGAAGCUCAAGGCAACACUGCUGGAGCCACAAUCCAGAACCUACCAGCAAGUGAUCUUUAUCCCAAGGUUUUUCAACCAAUUCCAGCGCUUGAAGCUGCAAUUGGCGAUGCUGAGGAUGUGAACUGGGAUGAAUAUCUUCUUACCCCAAAUGGCGGCUUCAUUAUGGUCGACGAAGGAGAUGGAGUUGUAAAAGGAUACGGCGUGACUAUGUUUCAUCAGCUGCAUUGUCUGGGAAUGAUUAGGACAAUGUUGUUUGGUGGAGAUAUGAAUCAUGAUCAUGAAGUCCAAGGGGCCGAAUGGUCGAAAAAUCCACUUCAUUUCCUCCACUGUCUGGAUUAUAUCGCUCAGGGAAUCAUUUGUACGGCCGACGAUACUCUUGAGGUUCCCAAACCAACGACCAACGCCAUGGGUAAAGUGGUGGAUGGAAUAGAUGGGAUGGGCCAUGAGCAUCAAUGCCGUAACGCAAGUGCUCUUCGGGAAAAAGUGCUUCUUAGUGAAAGUAAACCAGUCUGGAGAGCAGCUCUUGGUCGGACUAGUGUGUUCAGUCAUCGCGCUAUUCCAGUAACCUGA